Molecule: messenger RNA, 2495 nt
Organism: Beta vulgaris subsp. vulgaris (sugar beet)
Lineage: Eukaryota; Viridiplantae; Streptophyta; Magnoliopsida; Caryophyllales; Amaranthaceae
Product: probable inactive receptor kinase At4g23740
Exons: 4
Coding region: 346-2247 (633 amino acids)
Biological process (GO): protein phosphorylation
Molecular function (GO): ATP binding; protein binding; protein kinase activity
Source: RefSeq, a predicted model, not a curated record
UUUUUUUUUUCAAUCUUCUCUCUCUAUUCAUGACUACCCCAUUUUGCAAGCAAUAAACAAAAUUUCUCUUUCAUAUGCUCUUCUUCCCAUCAUUCAUUUCAUUUUUCACUCUCUUUACUUUCUCUCUCUUCUCUGUUUUUUUUUUCUGUUGAUGAAUUUCAGAGAAUUAAGAUAGAAUCAUUGUUGCUGUUGAAAUUCUGAGAGAGAAAAUGGAUGUUCUGUGUUAUCAGCCAUGUUAUCUGACCAUCUUCAAGAAAUUAUGACCCAGAUUGUCAGAAAUCAGUUAUAAGUAUAGCAAAUCUGUUUUUGUGGAUUACACAAUUGAGAAGAGAGAAGUAAGAAUAAAUGGGCAAUUUUGGAAUUACAUUUACAUCAAUUAGUAUCUUUUUUGGGUUGUGUUUGGUUCAUGUUUAUGGUGAGCCAUGGCAAGACAAACAAGCCUUGCUUGAUUUCAUUCAAAAUACAUCACAUUCAAGGUUUCUGAAUUGGGAUCCAAACAGUCCCUUAUGCACUAACUGGACUGGUGUCACUUGUAAUGAUCGACAAACAAGGGUUAUUGCUCUCCGGUUGCCGGGAAUCGGAAUUCGAGGCUCGAUUCCAUUAAACACACUUAGCCGUCUUACUGCCCUUCAAAUAAUUAGUCUUAGGAAUAAUGGGAUUUCAGGUGUUUUUCCAUCUGAAUUUUCUAAGUUGAGUAAUUUGACUUCCCUUUAUCUUCAAUCCAAUAGAUUUUUUGGUCCUUUACCUUUGGAUUACUCUGUUUGGCCAAACCUUGUAGUACUGAAUUUAUCCAAUAACAAUUUCAAUGGAAGUAUUCCAACUUCACUGUCCAAUUUAACCCAACUUACAACACUUGAUCUUUCAAGAAACUCACUUUCUGGUGAAAUUCCUGACUUGGGUAUCACAAGUUUGAGGAUUUUGAACUUUUCAAACAAUCAUUUGAAUGGGAGUAUUCCUAAUUCUCUUAUGAGGUUUCCAAGUUCAUCCUUUUCCGGCAAUAACGUUUCCUCGAGGGAGGUUUCUAUUCCUCCAAUACCAUCAUCACUUCCGCCUGACAACUCAACUCAUAAGCACAGGAAGAUCAGCGAGACUGCGUUGUUGGGGAUAAUAAUCGGUGGUGCUGCUGUUGUGUUUGUUAUGAUCGUGGUUUGCAUGGUUCUUUUGUGGUCGAACAAAAAGAGUAAGGACCAAAGCAAUGAAAUGGAGGCACAAACGAAGGAGAAGUUCUCUGCCAAGAAGAAAAGAAGGCCUUCAGAAAGCCGAGAAGAGAAGGAUUCGAGGAUCACUUUUUUUGAGGGCUCUAACAUGGCAUUUGACUUGGAGGAUCUUCUAAGGGCCUCAGCAGAGGUUCUUGGUAAGGGCAUGUUUGGUACAACAUAUAAGGCCGCCCUAGAGGAUUCUAGCACGCCUGUAGUGGUGAAGAGGCUCAAGGAAGUUAGUGUAGGAAAACGUGAUUUCGAGCAGCAAAUGGAGAUUGUUGGUAAUAUUAAGCAUGAGAAUGUUGCUGCUCUCAGGGCAUAUUAUUAUUCCAAAGAUGAGAAGCUCAUGGUUUAUGACUAUUUCAGGCAGGGCAGCUUAUCAACUAUACUACAUGGAAAAAGAGAAAAUCGAUCUCCAUUGGAUUGGGAAACCCGGCUAAGAAUCGCCAUGGGUGCAGGAAGAGGCCUUGCUCACAUUCAUUCUCAAAAUGGUGGGAAAUUAGUCCAUGGAAAUAUUAAAUCCUCUAACAUUUUCCUCAACCAAGAUAACUACGGUUGUGUAUCCGACCUUGGUUUAGCAACCAUAGUUACACCCUCGGUCCCACCAAUCCAACGAAUACUAGGGCACCGGGCUCCAGAAGUCUCGGACUCUCGGAAAGCAACACAAGCUUCUGAUGUUUAUAGCUUCGGAGUGGUAUUACUCGAGCUUCUCACAGGGAAAUCUCCUCUUGAGGAAGGUAAACCCCUAGUAAAAUGGGUGUCUUCUGUUGUUAGAGAAGAGUGGACAGCUGAAGUAUUUGAUGUAGAGCUCUUAAAAUACACUAACAUAGAGGAAGAAAUGGUGGCAAUGCUACAACUAGGAAUGACUUGCACCGAGCAUGUCCCAGAGAAAAGGCCAAAGAUGUCGGAGGUGAUCAGAGUGGUGGAGGAACUCCGAGGAGGAAACUCCGGCACUCGCCCAUCAUCAGAAGUUUCAACUCCAACACCAGCAAGCCUUUCACAUACAGUUGAAAUAGGAUCAUCUACCUAUGUUACCCCACAAGAAUAAGGUUGCUUGUCUUAGUAGUUUAAUUUAGUUGUAACAAAUAUUGUUUGAAUUUUCUAUUUUUACCCAGAGGCUGGAAUGAUUUUGCUUAUAAAAUGAGGCACAUGGUUUAGAAUUAUUUUAGUAUUUCUUAGCAGAAAGUAGGAUGAAAGUAGUUUACCAACCAUAGCCAGCUAAUGUCAAGAAAUAGUUAGCUAAGAGAGCAUUCUUUCCCUCCAAGAUUGCCAGCAAAUAUAACCUGCUUUAGUCAA